Messenger RNA from Xenopus laevis (African clawed frog), 2524 nucleotides. RefSeq names its product RAB11 family interacting protein 2 (class I) S homeolog (gene rab11fip2.S). NCBI's taxonomy places the organism in Eukaryota, Metazoa, Chordata, Amphibia, Anura, Pipidae. Gene Ontology annotation, biological process: signaling; regulated exocytosis; cell communication. The transcript has 5 exons. Gene Ontology annotation, molecular function: small GTPase binding. The record is from RefSeq and is a predicted model, not a curated record. The coding region runs from base 537 to 2093 and encodes 518 amino acids. Gene Ontology annotation, cellular component: endosome; plasma membrane; recycling endosome membrane.
GCUGCAUGGGAAACCAGGAAGUGGGAUGCAGCCCUUCCCCAAAGAGUCCCCCUUUAUUAUGGCCCUAUGUAUUGAUCUGCUGGUGGCAAGUGAUUGAUCUGCAACAUAAAUGACUGAUUUUCUGUGUAUGAGGAGGAAAAGCAAUUUUUUAUCUUUGUGUUUGUGUUGUGACAACCUCAGCUUUUGUGUUUUGUUACAGGACAUUGACAUGUACAAGUAGGGGCUCUGCCUGAUGCCUCGUUGUGCUCCAUUCUGUGACUGUCGGGCAGCCAUUGGUGGAAGCCAGAGGAGAGCCUGACCAAUGAAAGAGACAAUAAGACAAAAGCAUUUUGGGAAGGAUGCCUUAAAGAAGCACCAGGAGCCUGUACAGUAUAGUGGCAACCACACACCACUGCUAGUUAUGACCUGUGUUAGCCUUGGCACUACAAGGGGUUGGUCGGGUGAGCAGUCGCAGAGCAUUGGUUUAUAUGAAUGUGAUCCUAGGUGAGCGGUUUAAGGAGAAAGAAGAGCAGAGGUGGUUGUUCUAGAGCCCAACCAUGUUGGAAGAGAUUGCCCAUAAGUGGUUCCCCACCCGAGUCCAAGUGACUGUGUUAGAGGCGCAGGAGCUGCACCCCAAGGGCAAGCAUGGUACAAACGACACGUAUACCAUCAUACAGUUGGGCAAGGAGAAAUACUCCACGUCAGUGGUGGAAAAGACCCUCAGCCCCACCUGGAAGGAAGAGGCAUCAUUUGAGCUGCCAGGCCUAGUCCUGGAGGAGAAUUCAGAGCAGUAUCAGCUGCAGCUGACAGUUAUGCACAGGUCUCUAGUUGGCCUUGAUAAGUUCCUGGGGCAAGUUUGCAUCAACCUGAACAAUAUGUUUGAGAAGAAGGAACAUCGCACAACAGAAUGGUACAAGCUGGAAUCCAAACAGGGGAAGAGGAAUAAGGAGAGAGGAGAACUAAAGGUCAACAUACAGUUCAUGAGGAAUAAUAUGACGGCCAGUAUGUUUGACUUGUCUGUAAAAGACAAAACUCGUUCUCCCUUUGCUCGUUUAAAGGACAAGAUGAAAGGAAGGAAACCAGACGGCUCUGACACUUCAUCUGCCAUUAUCCCCAGUACCAGCAACCUGCACUCAGGCCAAGAUUCUGCUGGCAAAGAGAUCCAAGUAAGGAACAAGCCAAAAAAGUCAUUUCUUUUGGGCCCACAGCGUCUGUCUUCUGCCCAUUCAAUGUCAGAUUUAAUUGGGUCUCAGUCUUCAAAGAUGAAUGCUGCGGGUCUUCCUGUUAAACAGCCCCUUGACUCCAUCAGUUCAACCGAUGAGAUUGGAAGCAUCAAGUCACCAAACAGGAGAACCAUGAGUGUUGACACUUCUAAAGCAGAAUCCAAUCCUACCGGAAGUGACUGGACUAUUGCAGGAAACACAGAGACAGACCCCAGUGUUAGUCCUACCCUCCCACAAAAGUUUGCCACCCUUCCCCGACAGUGGACCCCAUAUGUCGAUAAGAACAACUCCUGGGAAACCGGUGGUCAGGCUGCUCCGGGAAACAGUUCUGUCGGGCUCUUCUCCAAAUUUGGGGAAGGAAAGAAAGAGGUGAAGAAAAAGGACAAAAUUAGUCUCUUUGGAAGAGUAACUGGAAAAAAGGAAGGAAAAAGGCAAAGUCAAGAGAACUUGGACUGGGGCUCUGAUGUGAGGUCCCCAGACAGUGUGGCUCCACCAAAAGCCUCAGGCUUUGACUCCACAAACCCCUUUUUAACAAACUAUAGGAUGGGAAACCAGGCAACAGACCAACGUUCACACAUUACGUUCUCAUCUAGUGAAGCCCUCGGAACAGCACAAAUGGGGAGAAUGGGACGAGGAGCCGAACACCAUCAGCUCAGAUCACAGGAGAUGGGCCCUUUUGGCGGUGCGGGGCUUUACAGUCGCCUUACUCGCAACGAGGUGGAGCGGGAACUUUCCAAGCACAAGGAGCUUCUGAAGAGGAAGGACGGUCACAUUCGAGAACUUGAGAAUUACAUUGAUGACUUGUUGGUGCGGGUAAUGGAGGAGACACCCAGCAUCCUGCGUGUGCCUUACAUACCCUCCAAAAAAGCUGGAAAACUCGCCCGGAGAUAAUAAGUAUCUGCCUACAUCUCACUUUGUUACUUUUAACCCAGAAUGGUCUACCCUACAGCCAAGACCAAAAGGUCUCCUCUCUGUCUGUUUCUGAUUGGCCAGUCACCCAGUCCGAAACCUGCCUACAGAGACGGUGACUGGUCUCUAGGAGUUUUAAUAAUUAAAAGUGAAGUUAUGAUCUUAUGAUACUUUGGCAAAAUGAAGUCUAAGAUAAUGGUGCUUUAAAGACUAUUGACUACACCAGCAGACGUAACAUUUUGUGCCAUUUCUGUGUGUGUGUGAAUGAGAUGCACUUCCAUCUAAUUUAAAUAAUUUUAUUAAGAACAAAGUGUAUAGACGACUAUAAGAGUUUUCACAUAACAAUAUUACAUAUACCCCACCCCCACAAUAGUGAACUAUUCCCUGCGAUAGGGUGGCCAUAGACGCACAGA